Molecule: messenger RNA, 4495 nt
Organism: Aspergillus heteromorphus CBS 117.55
Lineage: Eukaryota; Fungi; Ascomycota; Eurotiomycetes; Eurotiales; Aspergillaceae
Product: putative DEAD/DEAH box DNA helicase (Mer3)
Exons: 11
Coding region: 179-4495 (1438 amino acids)
Molecular function (GO): ATP binding; nucleic acid binding
Source: RefSeq, a predicted model, not a curated record
GGUUCUCAAUGAUGCCGCCGUUCAGACCGUCAGCGGCCUCACGUGCUUUUCUCAUCUGUAGCAGGUGACUUCGUCCACUUCCUUCCCUAUACUUCAGACAACCUCUCGCCGGUCAAUGCAAUUGCUCUGAUUCCACAGCCCUCCUCAUCAACCUGGUUAUCCUUCCCCACUGCCUGUCAUGCGUCGAAAACCAUACCAUCCAUUCCCUACAGCCCGCCAAAACACUCACCCUAGGCGCAAAGGCAUCCCUCCACUCCCAACUCCCCGCCGAUCUAACCCAAGUGGCAUCAUUGAUCGAAGAUCGGUUGAGGAUGCCCAGUUAUCAUGCUUCACCAGAACGUCUGAAGACCUCCCCCCCGAGUUGCAACCGUUUCCUCCCGAUGAUGACAUGGAAUUGGAUGCGUUUGACCUUGAACUGCUUGCACAGCCUCAAGAGAAAUCACAAAGUCUCCAGGUAUCCGCCUACCCCACCGAUCGGGCUCCCUUGUCGUCUGGGCCAUCGCAAACAGCAAUUAACGUCUCUCGCUUCUUUCAUGUCGGACCCCACGCUACUCCACACCAAAGCCUCGGCUCGAGCUCCCCGGAUAUGGAUAUAAGGUCACAGUCGAGUCCGUUGGUCAGACUUCAGGCUGAGAGGAGUACCGCGCAGUCUCGUGACAGUGCUAUAGAAUACAGAGAUAUUCAUACACUGUCAUACCAUGAAGAUAGCCCAAUGUGUACCGCCUCCGCAGCGCGUCGUCAAGGAGAGCGAAAAGAUCUCUUCAAAAAUAUUCCGGCCUCCGUCCGAGGCAUUGUCCUUGUGUCGGUGCAUGAGCUUCCAGAUAAUUGUCGGGCAAUCUUCCCUUUCCCGGUGUUUAACGCCGUUCAGUCCAAAUGCUUCCAUUCUGUUUAUAAGACUGAUAACAAUAUUGUGCUCGCAGCACCCACAGGAAGUGGAAAGACAGUCAUCAUGGAACUGGCCAUUUGUCGGUUAGUAAACUGUUUGAAAGAUGAACAAUUCAAGGUGGUGUAUCAGGCCCCGACAAAGUCUCUCUGCUCAGAGAAAUUCAGGGACUGGACUAGAAAAUUCCAUACAUUAGGGCUGCAGUGUACAGAAUUGACUGGGGAUACAGAUCAUAUGCAGUUGAGAAGUGUCCAAAAUAGCCAGAUAAUCAUCACCACCCCAGAGAAGUGGGAUAGCAUGACUCGAAAAUGGAAAGAUCAUACGCGGUUGAUGCAGUUGGUAAAGCUAUUUCUCAUUGAUGAAGUGCAUAUUCUCAAAGAGGCGCGCGGUGCAACCCUGGAGGCUGUCGUAUCGCGCAUGAAAACAAAUGGAUCGAAUGUUCGCUUUGUUGCUCUCAGCGCUACUGUCCCAAACUCGGAUGAUAUCGCAACUUGGCUCGGUAAGGAUGCAACUAAUCAGCACAUGCCUGCUCACAGAGAGCAUUUUGGUGAAGACUUUCGUCCUGUGAAGCUGCAAAAGAUAGUGUACGGCUACCAGUCUCAAGGGAACGACUUUGCAUUCGAUAAGAUGUGCAGCUCAAAGGUUCCAGAUGUGAUUGCCUCGCAUUCUUGCAGAAAGCCAAUCAUGAUAUUUUGCUGCACGAGAAACUCGGCUGCUGCGACUGCGAAAGAGCUUGCUUCUUUGUGGUCCAGGACCAAUCCUCCUGCUAGACUGUGGAAAGGAUCAGGGAGGGUGAUGGAGGUACACAAUUUGGAUUUAAAAGCCACAAUUGGAGCUGGUGUUGCCUUUCACCACGCUGGCCUCGACCCAGCUGACCGGCGUGCGGUAGAGGCGGGAUUUCUCCAGGGACAGAUUAGCAUAAUCUGCUGCACUUCAACCCUCGCAGUUGGAGUCAAUCUUCCAUGUCAUCUUGUGAUUAUCAAAGGCACAGUCGCAUGGCAGGAGGAGGGCUGCAAAGAGUAUUCAGACCUAGAGAUCAUGCAAAUGCUUGGUCGUGCGGGAAGACCGCAGUUCGACGACAGCGCAAUAGCAGUGAUUAUGACAAGGAAAGAGCGCGAGAAUCGAUAUGAAAAGCUUGUCACUGGCUCUGAAAGUCUGGAAAGCUGCUUGCAUUUGAAUCUUGUUGACCACCUGAAUGCCGAGAUCGGACUUGGUAACGUCACCGAUAUCGAUUCCGCCAUACGAUGGCUCGCUGGCACCUUUCUGUUUGUGAGAAUGAGGAGAAACCCAACACACUAUCAACUUAAAGAGGAUGCUGAUAAGGAUGACGAAGAUGAGAUGCUUCGACGGAUAUGCGAGAAAGAUAUCAAGCUUCUGCAGGAAUGCGGGUUGGUCUCCACGAAAUGUCUCAAAUCAACCAAGUUCGGUGAUGCCAUGGCUCGGUAUUAUGUCCGCUUUGAGACAAUGAGGACGCUACUCACAUUGAAGCCCCACUCCAGCAUGUCACAGAUUCUUGCGGUGAUCGCAAAAGCGGAAGAAUUCCGCGACGUUCGUCUAAAGGCAGGCGAGAAGUCACUGUACAAGGAGAUCAAUCGCGCCAGCGCAACCCGGUUCCCCGUCAAUGUGGAUGUAGCGCUUUCAGCUCAUAAGAUCUCGCUACUGAUUCAGUCUGAACUGGGCGCAGUUGAUCUCCCAGACGGUGAACAAUAUCAGAAGCACAAAUUCCCCCUGCAGCAAGACAAGACUUUUGUUUUCUCACACAUAAACAGACUUAUUCGUUGUGUCAUAGACUGUCAGGUAGCUCUUGAAGAUUCCAUCACACUGCGAAAUGCGCUCGAACUUGCAAGAAGCUUUAGGGCCCGAGUCUGGGACGAUUCUCCGCUCCAGAUGAAGCAAAUUGAACAAGUCGGAGUCGUUGCAGUUCGAAAACUCAUGUCGGCUGGGAUUUCCAGCAUCGAGACACUUGAGCUCUGUGAGCCCCAUCAGCUCGAUAUGAUUUUGAGUCGGAAUCCACCAUUCGGAAGGAAGAUGCUUGAUCGACUCGUCGAAUUUCCCAAGCUUCGGGUAUCUGUCAAAAUGACCGGAAAGGACACCAAGCCUGGAAGUUCUGUGAGGAUUCAAUUCAGAGCAGAGAUUGCCUUCAUGAAUGAGAAGUGUCCGACGUAUUUUCGAAAACGCCCUGUAUACGUUUGCUUCCUAGCGGAGACUUCGGAUGGUCGUAUGAUUGACUUUAGGCGCAUGAGCGCAACGAAGUUGCCUAAUGGUCAAGACAUACUGUUGGGAGCGGAAUUGAAGGGGGCGGGUCAGUUUGUGACGUGUUAUGCGAUGUGCGACGAUAUAGCUGGAACUAUGAGGUCUGCACAGUUGAAGCCCGAUCUCCCUGAUUCUUGUUUUCCAUCUCAGCUAGAAGGUGUCAGUACAGUGCUUGAAAGACCCAUGCCGAAUAUUUCACGCCGCCGCAGCAAUGACAUAUCUCGAAACAACGCCAUGCUUCGGAGUCUCACAUCCUGGGAUAGUGACGAUUUGUUGUUUGAUGAUGUUCUGGAGAAGGACCAAGGCGAGAGCUUGUCGGCAGCUACCAAGCUGCCAGAACCCCCCAAAAAUAUAUCCACCAAGAAGCCGAGAACCGAGGAAAGAAAUUCGGAAGAGGGAAAAGUAGUUGAAGCAGAUGCACCUACCCAACUUGCCAAUGGCAAUUGGGCGUGCAAUCAUCGAUGCAAGGAUAAGACAACAUGUAAGCACUUCUGCUGUCGGGAUGGACUGGAGAAGCCACCCAAAGCGAGCAAAAGACCCGUUGUUGACGGAGAUAAGAAGGCAAGAGGGCUCAGCCAGACAACCCUUUCAGCGGCGGUGGUCCGGAAGGGUGCCAAUGAAGGAGUUUCUGGUUCGAAAGCGUGUGAAAAUCAAGCCGAAUUCCCUGAGCUAAAGUCAAAAACCCCAAGAUCUACUUCAAGUCAAGACAAGAAGCGUGAUAUCAAAACAGACAAUGUAACCUCCAAAAGCAAGUCUCCGAGUGAAUUUGAUGACGACAGCUUCAGUGACUUCCCCUCGCCGACGGUGUUGCUGUUCGGGAUACCAGCUACGCCGAAAGACCACGCAAAAGACUUGGGGAGCUCUAACGCUGGGAAAAGUGGAAAAGAUGUGAAUGAAGACUGGACGGACGACGAGAUAUGGCUGACUAUGCACUCACCAUUGCCGGCCGCAGGCCCAGCAGGGCAAGACAAAGUUGUUACAUCGAAGGAAAAUGCUGAAACGGCCUCAGGGACCCACAUCCAGAACGGAAAGACGGCCUCAGACACCAACCGUGGUACUGCGAGCCAAGCUUCUAUCUUCGAAUAUGACGAUCCCCCAGACUCGGAGAUAUUCCCUGGGAGAAAGCGGGAUCUUCCCUUCUCAACAACCAGUGAUGGUGGCAGUAACGGACAUAAGAAAUGUAAAAUUAACAAAGAGAACUGUGCUGCAGAAAGCCAGGAUAACAAAAGUGUUACUUCCAGUGCCUUCUGCCAGGGACCAAAGUCUGCUGAGGCGACAUUUUCGAAUAUACCAGAGGGCUGGGAAGAUAUCGACCCUGCCCUGUUGAGUGAGUAUAAAGACAUUAUCAAUUUGUUCUAG